This is a messenger RNA of Rotaria sordida, 417 nucleotides long. The record is from the annotation of a GenBank genome assembly. Lineage: Eukaryota; Metazoa; Rotifera; Eurotatoria; Philodinida; Philodinidae.
AUGUCAGCAACAAUGAAUGUCGAUUUAUUUUCACAAUAUUUUAAUCAAGCACCGAUUUUAUAUCUUCAAGGACAACAAUAUCCUAUCGAUGUUUUUCAUGUUCAAGAAUCUCAAACAGAUUAUAUUUAUGCUUCACUGAUUAUCCUAUUUCAGAUACAUCGUUUGAUACCACUCCAUGAAGGUAUACUCAUUUUUCUUAUUGGUCAAGAUGAAAUCGAUUCAACAUGUAAAAUAAUAAAACCAAUUCUUGCCAAUAGUAGUUCACAUAAAAAUGGUACGGAACCAUUAGAAUCAUUUGUGGCUCUUCCACUCUAUGCAAAUAUGACUACUGUCAAACAAAUGCUUGUCUUCAAACAAACAUCUCCAGGUAAAAAAAAAGAAAUGUUUAUUAUAAAGAAAAAGAAGAAAAUCAAUUCA